AUGUCUGCCGUCGACAGCUCGAGCGCAAAUGUAUCCGUUGAUUGCGACGCCCUCAUCGUCGGAGCCGGCCUCAGCGGCAUUUCAGCCAUGCACAGGCUCCGUAAGCUCGGGUUGAAGACCAAGGCUUUCGAGGCUGCGCCCGACUUUGGUGGUGUCUGGUUUUGGAAUCGUUAUCCUGGCGCUCGUGUUGACUCGGAGACACCCUUCUACCAGUUGAACAUCCCAGAAGUCUGGAGAAGCUGGACUUGGUCUUGCCGUUAUCCCGACCAGAAGGAACUACUGGCAUACGUUCAACAUUGUGACCAGGUUUUACAAUUAAGAAAAGAUGUUUACUUUGAUGCCGAGGUGGUGGAUGCACGCUAUAGCAAGGAGCUGGGUACCUGGACUGUCAAGACUGCCAGGGGCCAUGUUGCAACGGCCAAGCACCUCAUUCUGGCCACGGGCUUACUCCACAAAAGCCACUCUCCGGCCUAUCCAGGGCUGAGCGAAUUCGCCGGGCGCGUCUAUCAUUCGAGUGCCUGGCCAGAGGGGAUCGGUGCCAAGGGCCAGAAGGUUGCAGUCAUCGGUGCCGGGGCCACAAGUAUUCAGAUUGUCCAGGAGCUGACCAAGGAAGCUGACCAGCUGACGGUGUUUAUGAGAAGACCCAGCUAUUGUCUGCCCAUGCGCCAACGACCCAUGGACAAGAACGAGCAGGCGGCUUGGAAGGCGUACUAUCCAAAACUGUUUGAAGCGAGUCGUGACUCCCGAGCUGGCUUCCCUAGCCAGUCCCCGUCUUGCAGUAUCUUCGACGUCGGCGACGAGGAGCGGGAGGCGUAUUUCGAAGAGUUGUGGGAACACGACGUCCUGGUCGAUAAGCGAGCCAACCGGGUGGUGUAUAAUUUCUGGGCCAAGAAGACUCGAGCACGUCUCUCCGACCCGACCAAGAGAGAUCUCAUAGCUCCCCUUGAGCCAGUUUACUGGUUCGGCACCAAGCGUUGCCCACUGGAGAAUGAUUACUACGAGAUGCUGGAUCGGCCGAAUGUUGAGAUUGUCAAUCUCAAGACAUCGCCCAUUUCCGCUUUCACGAAGACGGGCGUGCGCUUGAGUGAUGGAUCCGAGCGGGCAUUCGACAUGGUUGUGCUUGCAACGGGGUUUGACAGCUUCACAGGCUCGCUCACGAGCAUGGGCCUAAAGAACAAGGAUGGAAUUGAUAUAAAGCAAGUGUGGGAAGAUGGAAUCUCUACUUACAUGGGAAUCUUCUGUCAUGGAUUCCCAAACGCCUUCUUCAUCGCCACUGCUCAAGCCCCAACGGCCCUUUCAAAUAAUCCCACGAUCAUAGAAACGCAAGUGGACCUGCUCGCAGAGGCCAUCGCCAAGCUGGAGGCUGAGGGGGGCAAGUCGGUCGAGGCUACGACAUCGGCAGAGGAGGGCUGGGGGCAAUUGAUCACCCAAAUGAACGAGCACACGCUGUUUCCUUUGACGGACUCGUGGUGGACACGAGGUAACAUUCCUGGGAAGAAAGCGCAGCCCUUGACUUUUCUCGGUGGCAUCAAUCUGUAUGAGCAGAUAUGCCGAGAGAAAUUGCAGGAUUGGCAUGGCUUUGAAGUGGUCAUACCCUAGGAUAUCGACAGUUGGGAGCAUCGAGAUGUAGUCUUAGGCCUGUCCAAGAACAAAGCGUGUGUAGCGGUGGAAAGUCUCUGGGAGGAGGCAAAAGUGGGAUGAUGGAGGUCGACGGCGGCUGAAAGCUACGCCAAUCAGUGCCCGGGGCCCCGCCCAUAGCCUCGGCAUGGAAUGC
This is a messenger RNA of Cladophialophora immunda, 1774 nucleotides long. RefSeq lists its product as uncharacterized. NCBI's taxonomy places the organism in Eukaryota, Fungi, Ascomycota, Eurotiomycetes, Chaetothyriales, Herpotrichiellaceae. Bases 1 to 1599 code for a protein of 532 amino acids. Gene Ontology annotation, molecular function: N,N-dimethylaniline monooxygenase activity; NADP binding; flavin adenine dinucleotide binding. The record is from RefSeq and is a predicted model, not a curated record. The transcript is spliced from 4 exons.